CCGCCCUCGCUCUAGAGGAGGCUCCGGCAAGGGGCGAGGAGGGAGCUUUAGAGUAGCCUGUGAGCAAGAGUUAAAAAAAAAGUUGGGGCGUUUUCCGGGUGACUGGCGGCGGCGACCACGACCACCGCGGGGGUCGGGGGGCAGCGACUAGGUUCUGAGGUUGCAGAUUUGUCUUCAGUUGGCAACAAUGUGUACCGCAAAGCCCCGGAUGGUCGUUCCUUACGGCCUAAAGACCCUACUCGAGGGAGUGAGCAGAGCAGUUCUCAAAGCCAGUCCCUCUAACAUCACUGAGUUUGCUGCCGUCUAUUUCAGGGAGCUGAUAGUUUUUCGAGAAGAACACCCUAAUUUGGACAUUAAAGAUCUGGUUAGAGAAUUUCAUUGUACUAGAGUAGAGGGAUGGGCCGAAGGAACAGGAGGGGCCCCUCGUGGGCAAGCCAAAAGGGCUGAUGUCGGAGAUGCAUAUAGGUCAGACUCUACUCCAAUCUCUGAUGAACCCAAACGGAAGGAAAAAUCGACUGACACGGAAGAGGACCAAAUCAAUGAAGAACCUGAACGUGAACAGGCCACCAAGACUACCCAGUACCCAUCGGUUGUUGAUGAUUUUGGAGACAAGACUGGGGAUGAGAAGGGAGCUGGACUUGCCUAUGUCCCAGCUGAUCCUGCCCAGCUAGCAGCACAGAUGCUAGGUAAUGUUGAACCUGCUCCUGAGCCUGCUCCUGAGCCUGCCCCCGAGCCUGCCCCCGAGCCCACUCCUGAGCCCGCUCCUGAGCCCGCUCCCGCUCCCGAGGCUGCUCCCGCUCCCGAGGCUGCUCCCGCUCCCGAGGCUGCUCCUGCUCCUGAGGCUGCUCCCGCUCCUUCUGAACCUGAACUGAAGGAUGUGGCCAUCUCUGUGCAGACCCUUCCCGCCUUAUCCCAGAGUGCAGAGGAUAUUGUAGCUGCAGUUGCACCAGCAGUGGUUGCUGCUGCUGCUGAAGAAGAACUAUCUGCACCAACACCAUUACCACCAGCACAACCAGAAGCAGAACCUGCAGCUUCUGCAGUCUCUCCCAGGGUUGGGUCAGCCGCUCAGAGUCAUUCCUCCGUUGCUGAGGAAGUAGCUCCCUCAGGUAGUCAGGCUGAGGCACCACCCGCUGAAGUGGUAGAGGAAGCUUCCCCAGACCCCUUGCAGGAAGGAGAACCACCCCCGGCACCACCACCACCACCAUCUCCUCCUGAUAAAGACCAAUCACAGGCUGAAUCUUAUUCAAGUGAAAUUGAGGUCACAUCAGACCUACAGUUCACACCCAUAUGUGACGAUCCCGAUGCUGGUGGAGAGGCCCCACCACCACCGUAUGUAGAGCAGUUUCCACAGCAAAUAGUAAUUCCUUUCAUAGACACGGUAGCAUGUCUCUUAGAUCCGCUAACGGCUUCACUAAACGCAGGUCAGUUUACAUGUACUAGUAUUCUAGAUCCAUCUGCAGCUGAUGCAGAAUGUGACCCUGACAGAAUGGAUACUACAGAGCAACUGAGAACAACUGACCCAGGUUUUAUUAUGUCAGUUGCCAUACCACUUGAGGAUGUGAUGACUGGGAAGGGCUCUGGAGCUGGAGAUAAAACACCUUUUGCAGGAAGCUAUGGUAUAGCAGGAGAAAUCACAUUUGCCUCAGUACGCAGAACGGAAUAGCAAAAUGGUUGUGAUGAGAUACUCUCCACAUUUCACUCCAGAAGGGAAACCUGCAUCUUUAAAUUAAAAAAUAAAGUAAUUCAAGCACUCAAUAAAGUGAUGCAAGCAAUCUUAAUCUAAAA
Hemicordylus capensis (graceful crag lizard) is the source of this 1785-nucleotide messenger RNA. RefSeq names its product calcium binding tyrosine phosphorylation regulated (gene CABYR). Gene Ontology annotation, molecular function: calcium ion binding. Gene Ontology annotation, biological process: sperm capacitation. Gene Ontology annotation, cellular component: cytoplasm; sperm fibrous sheath. The coding region runs from base 188 to 1663 and encodes 491 amino acids. The record is from RefSeq and is a predicted model, not a curated record. The transcript has 6 exons. NCBI's taxonomy places the organism in Eukaryota, Metazoa, Chordata, Lepidosauria, Squamata, Cordylidae.